AUCAACAUCAAUACUGGAUCUUCUAAUAAUCCAACAUUUAUUCCAGUGUAGCAAAUGAAGGAGGAAAACACUGGACUAUAAAUGAAGUCAGGGCUCUAAUAGGCAUUUGGUCAGACAAAAACAUUCAAAAACAACUGGAGGGAACCAUGAGAAAUAAAAGAAUAUUUGAACAAAUUGCUGCCAAACUUCAGAAAUUUGGCAUAGACAGAGACUGGAAGCAGUGUAGAACAAAAUAUAAAACCUGAAACACGAAUAUAAGAUAGUAAAAAAUUCUCAAGACCUGGGAACAACUAAAAGCAUGAAAUUUUUCAAGGAGUUGGAUGCUAUUCUGGACAUACUACAGAAACAAUCACAAAAACUAGAAAACAAAGGAAGACAAAGACCUACGAUAGAGACAGAUAUGAAAAUGGAAAUGGACAACAGAGUCAUUUCUGGAGAUGUAGUUUGAAGACUCAGUUUAGCAACAAGUCUGAAGACGUAGAAGAAACAUCUGUAAAAGGAAAUCAUGAUAAAGAUGAAGACUCCUUAAGUACUACUUCAGAAGAUCUGAGUGGCCCAAUAGAAGAAACAGAUGAACUAAAUGGGCCAGAUAAUCACAUCCCUUUAGAAGAUGUGCAUAAUCAUUUCAAGAUCAUCACAGUAAGUGAUGCUGAAGCUGGAAAACACUGGUGCGAUAAUGAAGUCAGAGCACUGAUACAUAUAUGGUCAGAUGAAAAAAUAAGGCAGAUGCUGGAAGGGGCAACAAGAAACAAAGAAAUAUUCGAGGAAAUUGCUAGAAGGCUAAUGCAGUUUGGAAUAGAUAGAGACUGGAAGCAGUGUCGUACAAAAUAUAAAAAUUUAAAAUAUGAAUAUAGGGUGCUACAAAAGAAAACUAAUCACCUUGAUGAUAACCCUAGAAGGAAAAUGAGGUUUUAUGAAGAAAUUGAUUGCAUCCUAAGACAACAGACUCUUGGAAAAUACAGCUGGAAAAAGAACACUAAUCUUGAAUCAGAAUCAGCUGAGGGUCAUGUGACGACUAAAGGAUCUUUGAACAAGAGAAAAGCGUAUGAUGAACUGGUCCCUCUGCCUCUAAAAAGGAGUGCUUCUGACAUCAUUCUGCAUCAGUUCCACCAAAGUGCAAGAGAACAAAAAGAUUCUACAGACAAUCUCUGCAUACAGGAAACAAAGCAUAUCGACCUGCCACAGUCUGCCAGUCAGGUUCCUGCUGUCCGGUUAGCCACCGCAGCAGCCAGAGAAAUGGCGGCCACAGGAGUACUUGGUAAGAAGCUCUAUGAGGGUAAAACAAAAGAAGUCUAUGAAUUGUUGGAUAGUCCUGGAAAAGUCCUCUUGCAGUCUAAAGACCAGAUUACAGCAGGCAAUGCAGCUAGAAAAAAUCACCUGGAAGGAAAAGCUGCAAUCUCAAACAAAAUUACCAGCUGUAUUUUCGAGUUGUUACAGGAAGCAGGUAUCAAAACUGCUUUCACCAAAAAAUGUGGUGAGACAGCUUUCAUUGCACCUCGGUGUGAAAUGAUUCCAAUUGAAUGGGUUUGUAGAAGAAUUGCAACUGGUUCUUUUCUCAAAAGAAAUCCUGGUGUCAAAGAAGGAUUCAGGUUCAACCCACCUAAAGUAGAAUUGUUUUUCAAGGAUGAUGCCAACAAUGAUCCACAGUGGUCUGAAGAACAGCUUAUUGCUGCAAAAUGGUGUUUUGCUGGACUUAACAUAGGUCAGACCGAAGUAGAUAUCAUGAGUCAUUCCACACAGGCUAUUUAUGAAAUACUGGAAAAAAAUCUGGUUACCUCAGAACUGACCAAGGUUGACAUGAAGAUUGAAUUUGGUGUUGAUGUGACUACAAAAGAAAUUGUUCUUGCUGAUGUUAUUGAUAAUGAUUCCUGGAGGCUCUGGCCAUCUGGUGAUAGAACUCAACAGAAAGACAAACAGUCAUACCGGGACCUUAAGGAAGUGACACCUGAAGGCCUCCAGAUGGUGAAGAAAAACUUUGAAUGGGUUGCAGAAAGAGUGGAGUUGCUGUCAUAAGUGGAAAAUCCAUGCAGAGUUGUGGUAAUGAUGGGCUCAACUUCUGACCUUGGUCAUAUGAAAAAAUUUAAGAAGGCUUGUGGAAACUAUCGAAUUCCCUGUGAGCUUCGAGUGACCUCUGCCCAUAAAGCAGAUGAAACGCUAAAGAUUAAAGCAGAGUAUGAAGGAGAUGGUGUUCCUACUGUAUUUGUGGCAGUGGCAGGCCAGAAGCAAUGGCUGGGACCAGUAAUGUCUGGUAACACUGCAUACUCCAGUAGUCAACUGUCCUCCCUUACACCUGACUGGGGAGCUCAGGAUGUAUGGUCCUCACUUCGAAUGCCUAGUGGUCUUGGCUGUUCAACUAUACUUUCACCUGAGGGAGCAGGCCUCAAUUUGCGGCCCCAGAUAUUUGGAUUAAAUAACCAUUUGGUAUGGGCAUCUAAACUACGAGGAAGCAUGUUAAACACAUGGGUUUCCUUGAAGCAGGCGGAUAAAAAAAUCAGAGAAUGCAAUUUGUAAGAAGAAUGCAGUCCAAUUUUCAAAGUAGUUAACAAAAAGAUUCUAAUUUAGCUUCUAAAAUCAUUAGAGAUCAGGCGAGAGAAAAGAUGAUUCUAAACUAAUCUUAGAGAAGUACUAAUAAAAUUUCUUAUUUUGUUUUUUGUUCAUGGUCUGGUAGAGUGUGUGUUUAUCGUUAGUAUUUAUAUUCCUUUAUAAGUAGAGAAAUAUUGUAAUACAGUCUGGAAAAUAUUUUUAUGAUCUGUUUUUCAAUGUCUAGUAAUAGCCAUGUUGUCAGAGACAUGUCAUUCAUAUCCUGAGAUAGGAGGUAAAAUGUUGUUAUCACAGCUAGCUCUCAAAUUACUACCAGACUUUUAAAAUACCCUAAAUUUAUAAGGUUAAAGCAAAAAUAUGUUAGAAAUGAUAAAAGCUAUGGCUUCAUCUCCUGUUUUAGUUAUAGUCCGUUAAAAUCUCUUAUGUCUAUAAUUCCCAGUGUUUUCCAGGUUACUUAAAGUGGGUGUCAAGUUAAUUCCCACUGAGUUUUCCCCUACUGACCCAAAUAAGAGAAUUGAAGAGAAGUGCAAUUGUGUGACUUGCUAUUUUCUUUCUUUUUUUAAUGUAAUAAACAUUUUUAUUUAUA
This is a messenger RNA of Dromiciops gliroides (monito del monte), 3127 nucleotides long. RefSeq names its product phosphoribosylaminoimidazole carboxylase and phosphoribosylaminoimidazolesuccinocarboxamide synthase (gene PAICS). Lineage: Eukaryota; Metazoa; Chordata; Mammalia; Microbiotheria; Microbiotheriidae. The record is from RefSeq and is a predicted model, not a curated record. Gene Ontology annotation, biological process: 'de novo' IMP biosynthetic process. Gene Ontology annotation, molecular function: phosphoribosylaminoimidazolesuccinocarboxamide synthase activity.